Salvelinus sp. IW2-2015 is the source of this 2149-nucleotide messenger RNA. Its product is annotated as netrin-G2-like. Gene Ontology annotation, cellular component: basement membrane. Lineage: Eukaryota; Metazoa; Chordata; Actinopteri; Salmoniformes; Salmonidae. Gene Ontology annotation, biological process: animal organ morphogenesis; tissue development; substrate adhesion-dependent cell spreading. The record is from RefSeq and is a predicted model, not a curated record.
GAGAGAGGGACAGGGAGUAGACGAGAGAGAUUUUCCACCAAGCUUUUUUUUUUCUGCCCUUGAGCAUCCCGGGUAAACCAGAGCUUGUAAAGUGGGAGGAGAAGAAACGGGCACCAGCCCUUCCUCAAAGUCAAUAUUUUCACUUUUGAUUCUCCUUCACGCUGGAAAUCACGCUCUUUUUUCCCCCAGACGCCCGUUUCCAGAUCUAGGACACCGUUCUACCCUGUGCAGCCUUCCGCGGUGUAAUAAAAAAGUUACCCGCUGGAGAAGACCAACAAGGGGACCAGACCAGAUAACAGGAGUGGAGUACAGUAGCCUACACGUCGACAGGAGCCCGAUAGUGUAGAUGGAGCCGUGCAAGGUUUACGGCAGAGAGGCGGUCGUAUAAAGGAACAGAGAAGCUCUCCCGGAUCAGAUGAAUGUUCUAAGACAGUCACUGAGGCAAGGCGCCGGGCGGCUGCAUCACGACCUGAUGGCUGUAUCCAAAGACAUAAUCAACCCUCCCUUAUCAUCCCUGGCGGGCAGCUCUCAUCUCUCCCAGCCGAAAAAGACCUCUGAAGUAUGGAUUUGUUCUGCUGAUUCUCCAACCAUCAUCCCCCACCACUGCACACGCAGCACUGGCGCCACUAUGGUUGAAGUAGAUGGGAAGUUUCUCUGACUUUCGACGCCCCCUGCUCAAUUUUUUUGUCACUUUUCCAAAUCCGACAUCAAUACAAGUUAGUGUCAUUUCCUAAAGGAGCUGUGAUUAUUUGUUGGCCCACGUUUGUUGAACGGCUGUAAAUUGACUUAGCCAACUCGAACACUUUUAUUUCUCUUGGUGCAUUUGCAUUUUUCCCAUCAUCCCCAAAACGUCCCCUUAAGCUCAGGUGAGCGUGCAGACGCAUCUUGGUGACAACGAAGUUACUUACUGUGUCCGUAUGGUCCUCAGUCGAGUUCCAUGCUCUUCGCCCCAACUCUGACUACUGUGGCCGCCCUCGCCCUUUGCCGCCAGACCCCACUCGUCCUCGGACCACUCUCGUGCCAUGCUCCGCCAGGCUGCGUUGCUCCUCCUGCACUGCUUUGCCUCCUUGACGCUGGGCCAGUACGACCUGUGCAAGUCCCUGGUGAGCACGGACGAUGGUGCAGUGUGGGAGCAGUAUGCAUGCCAGCCCAAGGCCCAGUCCAUGAAGGACUACAUGCGGGUGAAGGUGGACCCGCCGGGCAUCACCUGCGGCAACCCGCCCGAGAGAUUCUGCACUCUGGAGAACCCGUACCUGUGCAGUGACGAGUGUGACGCCUCCAACCCGGACCUGGCCCACCCUCCUCAGCUGAUGCAGGACCGCGAGCACACCGGCCGCAUCACCUACUGGCAGACAGUCACAUGGGCCCGUUAUCCAGAACCCCUCUUGGCCAACAUCUCCCUAGCCUGGAACAAGAGCCUGGAGCUGACGGACGACAUCGCCAUUACCUUUGAGUACGGCCGCCCCACAAUAAUGGUGCUGGACAAGUCCAUGGACCACGGCCGCACCUGGCAGCCCUACCAGUUCUACGCUGACGAUUGUCUCGAGUCCUUUAACAUGGCACCAAAGCGUGUCCCCGACCUAUCGCCUGCAAAUAUUACCCUUGUCAUCUGCACUGAGCAGUUCUCACGCUGGGUGGGAUCGAAGAAUGAUAAGAACGUAAAGUUCGAGGUUCGGGAGCGUUUCGCAGUGUUCGCCGGGCCGAGGUUGCUCAACAUGGACAGCUUGUACACCCGUAUGGAGAGCAUGAAGGGCCUGAAGGAAUUCUUUACCUUCACUAACCUCAGGCUGAGGCUGCUCAGGCCGGCUCUGGGGGGAACCUACAUGCAGAGGGACAACCUGCUCAAGUACUUUUACGCUAUCUCCAACAUCGAGGUGCCCGCAAGGUAAGAUUGUGUUACUAUUAAAAUGCUAUAGAGAACAGCGUCACGCUCAGUACGGCGGAGACUUUCAAACAGAGUGAAACGGGGACGCACGACCUGAACUUGUCCAUUUUCUGAUGCAAAUGUUCUGCUACGUUCUACUACGGUUUGCUCUCCGCUGAGCACGACUAAGGCGUUUUAUAGAGAGAUAUGUUGGCUGCUGGGGUAAAUGAGUUUACUUCAAGGUUCAUACACUGAAAAUAGGUCAAACCCCUGAAACACAUGUUA